This is a messenger RNA of Anopheles coustani, 1268 nucleotides long. Its product is annotated as retinol-binding protein pinta-like. Lineage: Eukaryota; Metazoa; Arthropoda; Insecta; Diptera; Culicidae. Gene Ontology annotation, cellular component: membrane. The coding region runs from base 1 to 933 and encodes 310 amino acids. The record is from RefSeq and is a predicted model, not a curated record. The transcript is spliced from 3 exons. Gene Ontology annotation, molecular function: phosphatidylinositol bisphosphate binding.
AUGGUGAACCUCCGUCCAGUGUCGCAGGCCCUGCACGAGAAGGCCAAGCGCGAGCUCAACGAACGACCGGAGCGUAUCGAUGAAGAUCUGGCAGCCCUCCGGCAAUGGCUGGCCCGAACACCGCACAUCCGGGCCCGCAUCGAUGACCAGUUUCUAGUGACCUUCCUGCGUGGCUGCAAGUAUAGCCUCGAGCGGGCGAAGGAAAAGAUCGACAUGUUCUACAGCGUGCGGACGGCCAUCCCGGAGCUGAUGCGUAACCGGGACCCGGAAGCGGCGCGCAUCCGAGCGAUCAUACAACUCGGCGUGGGUCUACCGUUGCCGCAGACCGACGGCCCCGACGCACCCCGGAUCAUGCUCAUCCGACCGGGCGUGUACGAUCCGAAGCAGUACAACAUCGAGGAGGUCAUCAAAGUGAGCACCAUGUUCAACGACAUCAUGAUGCUGGAGGACGACCAUAUGGUCAUCGCCGGUCAGGUAGGCAUUCUGGAUCUUGCGAACGUGUCCACAGCCCACUUCCUACAGUUUACUCCCACGUUCGUCAAAAAGAUGACCAUGAUGAGCCAGGAGGGAUCGCCACUGCGCCAGAAAGGCUUCCACUACGUCAACACACCGACCGGCUUUGAGACCGUGUUCAAUAUGUUCAAGACAUUCAUGAGCGAGAAAAAUCGAUCGAGGUUAUACGUUCACGGGAGUAACCUGGAAUCCCUGUAUCAGCACAUUCCCAAGCGACUGCUCCCGAAGGAGUACGGUGGCGAGGGUGACUCACUGAAGGACAUAACCGCCGCGUGGGAGAAGAAGAUCCUCUCCUACCGGGAGUACUUCAUCGAGGAGGACCAGUACGGGACGGACGAGCGGAAGCGAGUGGGACGGGCGAAGACGGCGGAGUCGCUGUUCGGGAUGGAGGGUUCUUUCCGGAAGCUGGAGGUCGACUAAUAUCCGCUCUCGGAGGGUGAAUACACUUGGUUUCGAUGGGCAAAAAGGCUGAGGUUCGAUCGAAAUGAAUCAAAGGUCGAGGAAGAUGACUGGUUCAUUAUGACAGCGGGUGCAUUCUUAUAUUUAUACUAAGCCUUGCAGCUUGAUCUUGAGUGGUAUUAUUCGAGUAGCAGUUAACCUCUGGGGCUCUAAUAGGACGACACCGAACUGGUGGACAAUUCAAGCAAUAUAAUUUUUUGAGAAUUAAUAUUUGAUACGAGGAAGAGAAAUAGAAAACAAAUAUGACUGUCGAAAAGAGUUCAGCCUUAAAAAAGCUUCAGUGUAUAUAACCACUU